AUGGCACGCAAGCGGCGCUGCGCCGAGGAUGCCUCCCCGGAGGCCGGAAGGCGAGGCCGACGGCAUGUUGGACUUGGAGCAGUCAUACUGGAAAACUUGGGCUACUCCGGAAACGACGAUGAAGGCCAGGAAGCCAAGGCCGCAAAGCUCGAUGCCUUUGCAGCUCCAGAGGGCGCGGAGCGCGCAAGCCCAGAUGAGGCGCCCAGGAAGCGCCGGCCGCGCAAGGAGAAGCGUCUCCCAGAGGGCGCAGACGCUGCAAGCGGAGAUGAGGCGCCCAGGAAGCGCCGGCCUCGAAAGCCCCGGGCUCCGGAUGCUGAGGAAGAGCAGUCGCAGGGCGAUCGCGGCGCCGCGCCGAAGGGGCAGAGACGAGCCCAGAGGACCAAAGCGGCGGAGUUUGGCGAGGAGGAGGAACCUGACGAGGCGUCUGUAGUCGCGUGGAAGCGCCUCCUCGCGGCGCGAGCCGAGGGCGAAGACUGGCGCUUGGCUUUCUCCCUGCGGCCCAUGCUUCCGCAGGAGCUACGCCAGCUGGGCCCAGAAAGCUUCCUUGGCAAGAAGAAAGAGCUGGGUGCGCAGCCUUUGUUCAACCGCGAGGGCAAGGUGAACCUCCAGUUUCUCCUUGCCAGCUACAAGGCGUCAGAAAAGCGCCGUUCGGAAGACAAGGAUGCAUCGAACCCUCACCAUCCGUUCCUGCUCUGGUUGGUGAAGCAGGCGCGCCAGCUGCGGCUGCUGAGCAGCAGGGAGGUGAAGCGGGGGCAGAUCCCCAAACACCGUCUGGAGCAGGCGAAAACCAAUGGCUACAGCCUCGCAGAUGGAGCCAAUUUGGCGCAGGCGUCCGACGAUGAAGAGCGAAAUCGUCAGAAGGAAGCCGAGCAGGAAAGGCUGGAGAAGCAGGCGAGCGCAGACAUUCUGCACCGUGAAGUACCAUUCCCAGAGCGAGAGCAAGUCGGCAGUCAGUCGCUGGCUGAGUCAUCCGAGCGCUUGCGGCAGCAGCUGCGAAACCAAGCGGAGCUGAGGAAGGCGAGCGGCUUGGCAUGUGCGGUGCUUCGAGUUUCAGUGCAUGAUUUCGUCAAAGCCUACAAAGAGGACAACAGGGACUCCCGACGCAUGGACAUGCCGCAUCGCCAGGAAAAGAUAAAAGCCCACUCCAGCAACGGCCAGGAUCUCCAGUCAAUGUCUUCAGUUCUCAGCGCACCAUCCCUUUCGUUCGACUGGGUUGAGCCGGAGUCCGACGAGGAAAACAACCCCAACGGCACGUUGCAGGUUGACCUGCCUCCCAGCGCAAAGAGCUCCGAGUCGCGGCGCGAGUUGCUGCGGGAGACCAUCCAGCGUUCUGUGUCCUUCAAGCAGGCCGAAGUCCUCAAUUCCAAGGCAAAUCGUGCAUUGUCCGCAUCGCUGUCGGCAUCCAGCGCGAAGUCCUCCCGGCUGGCGGAGGCGGACAAGCUGGCGGACAAGCUGGCAGAAAAGCUCAAAGCGAAGUCCAAGGAAGGCGAUGCUCCGGUGCAUCCACAGGGUGAAGGAUCAGCUACAGCGGCGGCCGCGGUGACGCCGCCACAAGGAGCAGGCAACUCAGCAGAAGCAUCAGGCCCAGCUGCGGAGACCUCCACCACGGCAGACUCUAUCCCAGCCGAAGCAUCAGGUCCAGCUGUGGAAACCUCCGUCACAGAGCGCUGUAUCCCCGCAGUAGCAUCAGGCCCAGCUGCGGAGACCUCCGCCACGGUGGGCUCUCUCCCGGCAGAAGCAUCAGGCCCGGCUGUGGAGACCACCUCUGCAGAGGACUCUAUCCCAGCGCAAGGCCCGGCUGGGGAGAUCUCCGCCGCAGAGGCCUCUGUCCUGGAAGGAGCAGCAGGUGACCUGGAGAUCAGCGCGACUUUGCCCUUUGAAGUCGAUCUGGAGCCAGGUGCGCAGGCGGCGCCAACCGAUGCAGACAUCUCUGCGACCCUCCCCUUCGACGUUUUGCUGGAGGCUCCAGCGAACGACGAGGCUGGUGACGAGAUGCAGGAACGUGCGGGUCAAGCACAACCACCGGUGACUACAGAGGCGAGUGACGCUCUCUUGGAGGCCGAGGACCAGACACACACCUCCAGCGAGGAGGAUGCGGAAGACUUGCCGGCCGCGCAGCGCCGGGAGCGCGCCUGGCUCCGGCACCUGAAGCAGAAACGACGGGAGGAGGACAAAGAGAAUCAGAAGGUGCAGAAGUCCAAAGCCAAGGCGGGCCGCGGGAAAAUGACAUCGCCGGAGGACGAGGAGGACGAACUCUUCCUUGGCAAUCGAGGGAACAGGCAGCGUGGUGACAGAAACAGGCCAAACCUGCUGUUGGGAGCCCGCGUUCCCAGAAGGCAAGCCUGA
Symbiodinium sp. CCMP2592 is the source of this 2346-nucleotide messenger RNA. The record is from the annotation of a GenBank genome assembly. NCBI's taxonomy places the organism in Eukaryota, Dinophyceae, Suessiales, Symbiodiniaceae.